Molecule: messenger RNA, 2133 nt
Organism: Chlorocebus sabaeus (green monkey)
Lineage: Eukaryota; Metazoa; Chordata; Mammalia; Primates; Cercopithecidae
Source: RefSeq, a predicted model, not a curated record
UGCUCUGAUCUUCAUGGCCUGAGGACAAGAGCUGCUCCCAGACCUGCGGAGGCCCCUUGGAGCAGAGGGAUGUUCCAGAGAACACCCGGGUGACCUGCAUCCCUGCUCUGCACGAUGUAGCACUAGGCCCCUGUGAGUCCAGCGUCACCCCUGCAAGGUGGGGGGUCCCGGCCCCUGCCUGGACAGGCUGCACAGCCCAUCUGUCUUUACUUGAGCCUUCUCUGCUUCCAGAGGCUGCCCUGGGCGCCUGACCCUGGAACCUUCAUCUCCAGCUCCCCAACCCCUCCCCCACAGCCCUGGGACCGGCGCCAGCCUGGGGAGGGGUCUCCAUGCUCAGUUCCUUCCCGUCUUGUUCAGAGAGACACUGCCUGCCCACGUGCCAUCAGCAGGAUCCACAACCCUGCCAGGGGCCCCAUGACACGCCCCCGCUGCACAGAGCAUGUGACCCCAGAGGCCACCCUGGCCCGUUCCAGAAAGUGGUGGGCCCUGGGAUACUCCCCUCCCAGGGUGUCUGGUGGCCGGCCUAUGCCUAUCCCUGCUGUCCCCGGGGUGAGCCCGGAGGUCAGGAGCUCCAGAAGGGCCAGCUGGGCAUAUUCUGGGACUGGCCAUCAGCCCCUAUUUCUGCUGCAGACCUGGUCAGAGCCAGUGUUCCCUCCAUGGGGCCUGAAGACAGUGCCAAGUGCCUGCACCAUGGACCACAGCUGUGCCGCUGGGCAGCUGGUGACGGUCCCGCACGGGAGCGCUGUGGACCCCGCUCUCUGGGCAGCCCUGCCCUAGGCCUGGACACCUGCAGAGCCUGGGACCAUGUGGAUGGGCAGAUCCUGGGCCAGCUGCGGCCCCUGGCAGAGGAGGAAGAGGAGGAGGGCGCCGGGGCCAUGUCGCCCAGGGGGCCUGCCUUCCCCGGCAUGGGCUCUGAAGAGCUGCGUCUGGCCUCCUUCUAUGACUGGCCGCUGACGGCUGGGGUGCCGCCCGAGCUGCUGGCCGCUGCCGGCUUCUUCCACACAGGCCAGCAGGACAAGGUGAGGUGCUUCUUCUGCUACGGGGGCCUGCAGAGCUGGAAGCGCGGGGACGACCCCUGGACGGAGCAUGCCAAGUGGUUCCCCAGGUACCAGCUGUCCCUGUGGGGCCCCGGGUCUGAUCACGGGUCAGGGGUGGGCCCCAAAGGGCUCUGUCGACCCAACACCAGGCCUGCUUUGCCUCCCUGGCCCCACAGGGCACUGGGAAGGCCCCUCUGUGGAUGGUGCUUCUGGCCGGCAGGCACCCACUUUUCCUGUGAGGGCCCCUGUUCGGAAGGGCUGCUGGGGGCAGAAGUGCCUCUCCUAUGGGACUACCCUGAAGCCCCACGGAGGUGUCUCCAAGGCAGCCCUCCUCGCCCAUGCCCACGGGCACUGCAGGGCGGUGGGAGGAGGGGGCCCAACCCCAACCCCUGGGGAUCCAAGGGCUUGAAGCGGUCAGUGGGGGCCCUGAACCCCAACCUACAUCUGUGGGGCAUCUGCAGCUGCCAGUUCUUGCUCCGGUCAAAAGGAAGAGACUUUGUCCACAGUGUGCAGGAGACUCACUCUCAGCUGCUGGGCUCCUGGGACCCGUGGGAAGAACCGGAAGAUGCAGCCCCUGUGACCGCCUCUGUCCCUGCCCCUGGGGACCCUGAGCUGCCCACGCCCAGAAGAGAGGUCCAGUCUGAAAGCGCCCAGGAGCCAGGAGCCAGGGACGUGGAGGAGCAGCUGCGGCGGCUGCAGGAGGAGAGGACGUGCAAGGUGUGCCUGGACCGUGCCGUGUCCAUCGUCUUUGUGCCAUGCGGCCACCUGGUCUGUGCUGAGUGUGCCCCCAGCCUGCAGCUGUGCCCCAUCUGCAGAGCCCCCGUCCGCAGCCGUGUGCGCACCUUCCUGUCCUAGGCCAGGUACCGUGGUCGGCCAGGUGGGCUGCAGAGUGGGCUCCCUGCCCCUGUCUGCCUGUCCUGGACUGUGUUCUGGGCCUGCUGAGGACGGCAGAGCUGGUGUCCGUCCAGCACCCACAAACCCUGAUUCCCUGACCACCGUCCAGGGUGGAGAAGGAAGCCCCUGCUUGGCAUGGGGGACGCCUUUACUGUACCUGUUUGGAUGCUUCUGAAUAGAAAUAAAGUGGGUUUUCCCUGGA